Egretta garzetta (little egret) is the source of this 1021-nucleotide messenger RNA. RefSeq names its product sushi domain containing 3 (gene SUSD3). The transcript has 6 exons. Gene Ontology annotation, cellular component: plasma membrane. Lineage: Eukaryota; Metazoa; Chordata; Aves; Pelecaniformes; Ardeidae. Bases 1 to 831 code for a protein of 276 amino acids. The record is from RefSeq and is a predicted model, not a curated record.
AUGGUGGUACUCAUGGUGAUGGUGUUCGGAUGCAGUGCCACGGUUGGAAGCUUCUGCAAUCCUGUGGGUGUCUGGCAAGGGACUGCAGCCAAGAAGACCACACCGGAUAAAGGACAGUGCAGCCGCAUCUUCCCUCCCCAGCUCGGCACGCUACAGAUCAUCCACGGCAACGGCACAGCUGUGGGGACAGUGAUAGCAUUCCAGUGCUCUGCCGAUCACCAGCUGGAGGGACCAGGCGUCAUCACCUGCAUUUGGAAAGGGAACAGUACCCAGUGGACGGCUGGAGCGCCCUCCUGCAAGCCCAUAUCGAAGUAUGAGACGUUCGGGUUCAAGGUCGCAGUGAUUGCCUCCAUCGUGAGCUGUGCCGUCAUUCUGCUGAUGUCCAUGGCUUUUUUAACUUGUUGUCUUAUCAAGUGCGUGAAGAAAAGUGAAAGGAGGAGGACUCAAAGAGAGAUGCAGCUGUGGUACCAGCUCAGAACAGAAGAAAUAGAGCACAUGCAAGCUGCCUACUUUGGUUUUAAAGGAAGAAACAACAACAACAACAAUAAGAAACUCAGGAAUAAACCUGGAUUUGAUGACAUGACUAAUGUGGCGUAUGAUAACCAAGGCUUCUACAGGUUCCAGGAGGAGUGGACUCGAGACACGGAAGCUCCUGGGUGUUGCAAAGACAACAACCGUCUGCCCAAGCCAGCGCAGAGCAGCAGCGCGCCUGUGAAACACGCUGUGCCAGGACACGGUGCCACGGUGCAGACGGUGGAUUCAAUACAUGUCGUCGAAGUCUACGGACAUCAGGAUAGUUACAACAAACUGAGCUGUUGGAUACCUGGAUAGCUGGUGUCUGAAAUGUAACUGCUCCUCUGGACCAAAAUGGUAUUUGGAUAGAAACAUGUGCCUUAAAGACAACACAGUUAAUUAUUCCUAUGAAUUUGAACAUUUUCUAUAUUCCAGGGUGGUUAUUUAGCAGAAAUGCUCCAAGGUCUGAUACAAAUAAAAGAAGUUACGUUGAGGCUGGCAGUCCGUA